CGGGAGAAAGACGAAGAAGAGCGUGUGGAAAAAGGGAAAGACGAAGCCCCACCACCACCACCACCAUCACCUCAUCCUCAACAGCAACAGCAGCAACAACAACAACAUCAAGCUGGGAUCGACCGGGGGCUCUGAGCUCGUCUAUACGAACAACAUGAACGAAAGAACCAACGAAGGGGAGUCAAUCAGAUUCAGAGCCCGUCUGGAAUGGGGAAGCGACCUCAGAAGGCGAGGUCUGUAAUUCUGGCGAUUCUUCGCGGAGUGCCAGUAACUACCUCACCGUGACCGUGGCAAUAGCGAAGAACAUAUCUAAAGUGAGGAUGAGAGAGUACAAUCAAAGUGCCGGACUAAUGUAAAGACAGGACUUGUGUGAGCCCACAGUGAUACAAGAAGAAGUUGAUUCCUUGGGGCAAGAGUGCCUGCCACCAAAGAGAUCGAAUUUCAACCCCUGGAUAAUACACUUCGCAAUCAUCCAUCCAGAAAAGUAGCGAGGCGAGUCACUUGAAAAAGGGGCAUGACGACAAUCUCCAAUACGCCAAGGGUGUGGCCAUAAGAAAUCAAUAACGAACCAACCACCCUUCUUUGAAUCUCACCCCUCACCUCAUUGGCAUAGUAGCUUCAAGAGCUUGUGACAAACCAAGCGGCUUGAACGGAUCAUCGCAUAAAAUCCAAGUGCCACACCGAAUCGUCCCUCUAGCACCCAUCACAUGAAGCCAUUUCUACGCUCAAAUGGAAUAAGAAAAAAAAGUGACGAAAAGCCAGCAUGUGAACGAACUCUCAAGGGGAGAUAUGCUCCACGUCCAGGCAUGAAAUGCAAAUAGAAGACACAAAAGUUUCGACUAGGAUGUUAGAUCGGUGGUGAUUCCCUUGGACCUCGGCGCUUUCGCAAUCAUGUCUGGUCUUGAGUUAUACAUACCAAAUAGCCGUGAAGUAUUUGAAAGGCUGCCUCUUUGAAAGAGACAUGGCCUCCUCUGCAUGUUGAAACUUCAAUAUGCUGCUCUUAGCCGGUCGCUCAACACAUUGGAGAAAACUGAGCUCGCCAAGAACACGAAAGUGCAGAACAAGGGAGGAACGAGAGAUGAUGGCGAGGACUCUCCCCCGAGGAUAUGAUGAAAGUUUCCGUUAGAAGAAAUUUAAGGCUUUUGCUUCUUCCUUCAUGAAAAAUAUGAGAAUGAGCUGCUGAAAAUUGAGAUAUUGCUCAUUUUCACAUUCCCCCAAUAGAUACACAAAGCAAAGUGGUGUGUGAGUAUGUCGCUGGUAUCGUACUCGUUUACUUUCUCUCUCUCUCUCUCUCUCUCUUUCCGUCCUCUGAAACCAGACUCCUUCAGCACGGACUUGUCUAACAACCAAAUUCCGUGUCAUCAAAAUUGUUGUUGAGCGUGGCCAGACUCACAAAAUAUGUUUCUAGUGAGGCAGCCAAACACCAAAAACGCACUCGAAACGAGGCAAUGCCCUUCAACAUGCCAUGACAAGAGCUCCUAGAUGUUCAGGGAGAUAAGUGUAGCUGCUAAAAAGAGUAUCGCACAACAUGUUAUUAUCCCGUCGUUCAACGAGCCGCACUCGAUGGCUGGAAAAUUCGGAAGCUCGACGGUCAUGGUGCGAUUAUUGAUUGACAUCUUAGCUCCUAUUCAUGUUUAAUCUGUUUUUCUCAAGAGCACCAAACAAGAACUCAAUCGCAACUACAUCAGUUAUCCGUUGCCGAGCUUCUCAUUUAUGUCUGAACAGAGAGAGAGACUCAUUGGACAAAACCGAUUCAUUGAGGUGUGUUUGAGCGAUGCAGGGAAAGAAGACGUGAAUAGUGCUACCACACAAGUCAUGCACCAAAGUACAAAGUUUCACUCAAUCAUGAGUCGAUUAUUCCGAGAAGAAAGAGUGGAAAGGAAGUAGCGAGGAUACAAAAACAAAUUCUUUUAAGCCCUUUCUAGGGCCACAAGUGUUUACUUUCCUAUUAGAGCGACAUAAAAGCCCCCUUCUCACAUGAAAGGAGAGCGACUGGGAGAUGAAGGGAGUGAGUGCAUUGCUCCUCCCAGGUUAUUGAGAUUCGGAUGAACUAAAGCGUGCAGCAUCCCACUGAUAACGAUGGACUGGAUAAGCGAGACAUAAGCCCCUUUUUCGUGCACAGGUCAUAAUAAUAUCUCGAAUGGAGUUGCUGAUCUGCAGAAGUCGUCGUUAAUGUUGGAGUGCAGUGAACACAUGAAUUAAACGCAUAUGAGGAACCCAGGAAACGGAGGCAUAUUCCUUAAUUACAGUGACGUCGAUCAAGCUCUUCAUAGAGAGUCAGGAUGAUGAUCAGGACAAAUGUGAUGAUCAGUGAAUAAACCUCAGAUGACAUGGAGGAAAAGGCUUUGUGUAAUCCUUGGUAAAUCACAUUACUGAUCUGUACAAGAGAGGAAAGAUGAUGUUCAUUCAGUUCCUAAUCUGCUUUUUGUUACUUAGUCUCCUUCCUCUGGCUUUCCGAGGAACGGAAGCCAAGGAGCGGAGGAGGCGAAUGGAAGUGAAAAUGCCGGAAGCUUACACUGCCAUGCAGGGUUAUAUUGAGGUUUCGUUUAAGCUCAUGGAGCCCAACGCAGCCCAAUACAAUGCCAUGAUUCAUUUGGAAUUCCUUCAAGGUGACUCAAUUCUGCUCAAUGCCAAAGGACAUCACCCAUCCCAAGCGAAGAAGCUGGCAAGUCUGCCAGUGCCAAUCGGAAUUCAAGAUGGGGUCGUUGUCUUUCAAUGUGGAACCAUUAAACACGCCGGGCCUUAUCGGGCUUUCCUUACAGUUAAUGGCGAGAGGAAGGUGGAGAGCGACGUCUUACAUGUGUCUUGGCCGUUGAUGAGUAUCACGGUCCCCUCCAAAUUGGAAACUUAUGCCACCGAUGUGUCGGUGACGGUCUCGUUCACCCGGGGUCUUUGCGAGACUUUUACGACCUUUGGAGAUUGGGGCUCUCAUCCCAGCCCAUUCCAGACCAAGAGAAAGUCAAGGCUCGGAUUCCAAACUCAACUGGACUUGAUUGAGUGUUCCGACAGCACAAUCAAUCCCGAAUAUCAGGAGUGCCAAGCUCCCAACUCCCUGGUAUCACAAAACGACACUCUCAAUCGGGUCUGGUGGUCUCAUCCGGUUCCAAAUCUAUACCGGAAGUCCUCCUUCACGGUGACACUCAAUUGUUCAGUUUGGGGCCAGAGUGGCACAUUCAGAUUGUAUUUGCGAACGAACCUCUCAUUGGCUAGUGUCGUGGCCAGAAGCUCGGCCAUUCGUGUUCACGAGAACAGAGAUUUUCAAAUCAAGAACGAAGAAGCUCCUUUCGUCUUGCCAUGUCUUACCAAUGAUGCCAAGGCAAUCUCUGUCAGAUCUCCGCACUGCUCCAGUUCUCAUGACAGCAUUAAAGUGUUUGGCCAAGGGAUUCGCUCGGUCGGCAAUGGCAAUUUGGUCCCUUCUGAAUGGGAUUAUUUAGGAGAGAAGAAGAUCAGCACCCACGCCGAUGUCAUGUUCAUCCCUUGCAACUUUUUUGACGACGUUUACUGGAAGUUUUGCUUCCACUACGUGACUCAAACCGUCCUAGGAGAGACCCAAACCAUGACCAAGAUGUGCUUGUCGGCCAAAGAACCCAGCGAGGCCAUUCCACUUUCGAGUUGGAGUUCGUGGAGCCCUUGGUCAUCUUGUAGUGUAACUUGCGGACUCAGUGGCUACACCUCCCGCCAUCGGAUGUGCCAAUUGCCUCAAAACACGGAUAAAAGGAUUCUAUGCGAGGGUCAUCGGGUGGAACAAAAGCCUUGCCGAGAAGUGGUCCCUUGUCCGGGGGAAUCUUUGGCGGACAUUUCGUCUGCGCGACAUUUGGUCGACAUGAGCACCCACGUCAUUGGAUCAUCAUUCUGGACCCCUUUGUUCCAAGAGAAUACGAUCUCGCCCUGUUCCUGCGGAUGCAUUUAUAUUGUGGGAGAAACACGCCAAAUCCGAGUGACCUCGGGUCAGAACUGCUCCUUUAAUGGGAAUAGUCUUCGUUGGAGAGUGAGGGUGGCGGACAACGAUACCAUGAAGGUGAAUGUCUCAUUGAUCCAACACUCGUGUCUGGACGGAAUUCUAGAAAUUCGAGACGGUGAAGGCCAAACUGAUCGGCUCUACCGGAAUCAUAAUCAAAGGGCGCCAUCAAGUUCCUCCUCAUCUUCCGAUAACAAUAACAGCCACAGCCAGAGCGUCGAAGAUCCUGAUGACAAUGGAAGCAACAACCUCAAUGGCCUUUUGUCCCGCGUCGGAUUCUUCAAUAGUUCCGAGCUCCACAUCCAAAGCCAAGGAUCGGUUCUAACAUUCGAACUGAUCUCUCCUGAGACGAAAAACUGCCAAAUCAACUUGGACCUUGAUGUUCGCCGAGUUCACACUCCAAUGGGAAGUUCCUCAAUCCUUCAACAAGUGACGACUUGGUUUCGUCUCCUGUUCCAACAUUUCCCCACAUUGGUCCUGGUGCUGGUCUCGUUCCUUCUGGUCUCGAUUGCAUGUUGUUUCUGUCUGAUUUGUCAGAUCGAAUAUAGAAAGAGGAAAUACGUCGCCUGGAAAAGUCAGGCCAGCUCAGGGUAUUCCACACCGACUCAUUGCGCCAAGAAUUAUAUUGCCCUGGAGGAUAUUGAGACCGCAGCGUCCUCAGUGGACGACAUAGCCCCUCUAAUUAUAUCCAGAAGAAAGGACAACCGAAAGAAUAAGAGACUCAAAUUCCGAAUGGACCCGGAGCUCAUUCGAGAUCAGUCGGGAUUGGAUAGAUUGGAACACCAUCGACGCUCACUGCCCUCUUCCCCAUUUCUCACCCGACGACUCUCACCUUCGUCCAGUCCCAAUUUACCCCCACCUUCCCGACCAAUCACUGCCGAACAGGUCAAGAAGGCCCUAGCCUCGAAAACGAGGAAAGGCCGGGGAGGCAAGCACGUGACCAGGUCCAUGACUAAACGACCUCGAGUUCCUAUCCCAACACCCACCCUGUUGGGGGCGAAGAAGAGGAACUCGAAAAGCCUCUCGGAUAUUCUGGCCAUGCUGAGCCAAGAGCGUGAUCGCCGUCUUGUUGUCAUUGAUCCCGCCAAACCUAAGUUCAAAAAGCCCACCGCCGUCCUCAAGCCCAUUGUAAUGGCCAAUGCUUCGCCGAGUAAACCUCGACAAGCUUCCCGCUUUAGCCUCAACAAUGGAGGUGGUGGUGGUGGCCAUGGGGUCACGGCCACUGUGACAACCUCGUCGCUUCGAAAACCGCUCCUAAAUCACUCCCUUCAUCGCUUCAACAAAUCCAGUACCACACUCCGCAGUAGUGACUCCCAAGACACCCUGAAACCCACAAGCUCGCUUUCCGAGUUCUCAGAUGGGGGCCAGUCCUGCAUGUCAGGAGCGGAGUUAGAAUUUGAUUUGUACGAUUGCAAUAUCGAGAAUGUGGGCACAUAUCCUGGCUCCAUGUUUGCCCAUCCCUGGGCCAACGGGGAUAGAGAUGGCGAGCAGAUGUUCGAGGGGAGACUGUCUUCUUUGGGCGGCGAGGAUUUCCAAUUGACCGAGUUGUUUCCGGCCCACUCCUACUAUAUGAACGGGGGCGGCCACGGUGGAACCUUGAAGAGAGGGGAUCCCUUGGCACGCAAUGGGCGACUGGGACGCGACGAGGACAUGAUCCAGAGUCGAACCAGUGACCUCACAGCCUCGGUAACCAGUGCCGACCUCGGAGCCUCCGGGUACUACGUCAUUAGCGAGCCUGAUCCGAAUUACCAGACCGUAGAAGACGAGGACGAAGCCAGAGAGACUGAUCGCUUGUUGGAUCUUUACGCUGUCAGAGCCACUCGCCGUCAUCAUCCCAACGCGAUCAUGAAUCUUACACAUAUCGACGAUGAUAUAUCGUAUGCAGACGACUGAUUCCACAACAUGCCUAAUUCUCAUUCAUACAUACAUGUACAAGUACUAUAUAGUAUACCGUCUAUUUGUUGUUGUCAGCUUGGAGCGUAACUGCCGCAACUCCAAAACUCUUUAUGUUUAAUGAUAUUAGUCCUCAAUAAAAUUGCCAUCCCGCCCCGCUCAA
This is a messenger RNA of Tigriopus californicus, 6014 nucleotides long. RefSeq lists its product as uncharacterized. The transcript is spliced from 7 exons. The coding region runs from base 2396 to 5851 and encodes 1151 amino acids. Lineage: Eukaryota; Metazoa; Arthropoda; Copepoda; Harpacticoida; Harpacticidae. Gene Ontology annotation, cellular component: cell periphery. The record is from RefSeq and is a predicted model, not a curated record.